Messenger RNA from Acanthopagrus latus (yellowfin seabream), 3679 nucleotides. It is a transcript of the gene maml3, whose product is annotated as mastermind-like transcriptional coactivator 3. Gene Ontology annotation, molecular function: transcription coactivator activity. The coding region runs from base 1 to 3516 and encodes 1171 amino acids. Lineage: Eukaryota; Metazoa; Chordata; Actinopteri; Spariformes; Sparidae. Gene Ontology annotation, cellular component: nucleoplasm; nuclear speck. The transcript is spliced from 6 exons. Gene Ontology annotation, biological process: Notch signaling pathway; positive regulation of transcription of Notch receptor target. The record is from RefSeq and is a predicted model, not a curated record.
AUGGGGGACUUCGCCUCCCCCGCUGCCGGACCCAACGGCAGUAUCUGCAUCAACAACAGCAUGAACCCGGCCGCCGGGAGCGUGGUGCCCGCCGGGGCGGUGGGCAUAACUAAGCACAGCACGGUGGUGGAGAGGCUGAGGCAGCGGAUAGAGGGCUGCCGGAGACACCACGUCAACUGCGAGAACAGGUACCAGCAAGCCCACGCCGAGCAGCUAGAGAUAGAGCGGAGAGAGACGGUCAGCCUGUACCAGCGGAGUCUGGAGCAGAGGGCCAAGAAGUCGACCGGCGGCAGCAGCAGCAAGCAGCCGCAGAGCAAGCAGCCGGACCCGGACUCUGCCUCCUCCACGGAACAGAGGAAUAACACGCUCAUAGCGCUCCAGGAGACUGUGAAGAGGAAACUGGACAGUGCACGAUCGCCACUCAAUGGAGAACAGAACGGCAUCUGUGAUGGAGGCAGCUACUCACCAACCACCAAACGGGUACGGAAGGAUGGCUCAGGUGGUCUGGAUUCGCUAACUGGUCUCCCUAACAACAACAAUAACAACAAUGUUCCACCCAUCUCUCCACUGCAUCACCAAAUGGACAUUAAGCCCAUACUUGGUGGGCCCAACACUUCCACAGGAAACAACACUACAAACAGUAAUGGCAACCAUGUAGGCCAGGCAUCAGAUGAGCUGGGGAAGAACGGUGGCAGCCAUCUAUCGGACAUGAAGCUGAACGGUGCCCUGCCGGACCUGGAGGACAGCUUCAGCCUGCUCAAAGACCUGAAACAGGAGCCACUUGAUGACGGAGGCGGGAUGGAGUCCUCUGAUCCCCAGUCUCUGUCCAAUCAGAACAAACUGUUCUCGGACAUCAACCUCAAUGACCAGGAGUGGCAGGAGCUGAUCGAUGAGCUGGCCAACACUGUGCCAGAGGACGAUAUGCAUGACCUCUUCAAUGAGGACUUUGAGGACAAGAAAGAGGCAGAGUUUGGCAGGCCAGCAAACAAUCAGACACCGGGCCCACAGGAAGCAGGGGGGAAUACGACGGCACCUGGAGGGGGGGCGGCACCUGUGGCAGCCCUGCCUCCUCCUCCUCAGCCUCCACAGGGAGGCCCACAGGUUCCCAUGGGUUCACCACAGGUCCGACCAUCAUCGUCAGGCCCUCAGUUUGCCACCACUGCCAAUGGAACGCCUCCACAGCAACCUUUGCAGCAGUCUCCAGCCGUUGCCAUGGCAUCAGGUUCCCCAUUGCACAACUGUGUGGCUCGCUCCCCUCAGACCCCAACCCAGGCUCAGACGCAAGCAGUCUCUAGGCCUGGGAAUGGAUACAUGAUGAACCCAGGCCCAGGGGUCAGUCAGGCGGGCACAGGACCCGGAGCGGCUGGGGUUCCCCCUGGAGGUCAGCCUGUUGGGCCAGUGACGCCUGAACUCUCUCCAGCAGAGCAGCUAAAAGCAAUGGCUCAGCAACGUGCUAAACUGCUUCAGCAGAAGCAGCAGCAGCAACAAGCAGCUAACUGGUCUCCUGCAGGUGCUCCAACUAGUCCCUACAACUCUGGUCCCUUUAACCAAGACAAACCCAACAGCCCCAUGAUGUACCCACCACAAGCCUUUAACACACCACAGGGCCCUCUAGUGGCUGGGAUGGCCCCUAACAAUGGGCCUAAAGCCCCCAUGAACAACUACCUCCCUCACAACCACAUGGGCAUGAUGGGCCAGCAGCAGCCAAACAGCAUCAACCAGAACGCCCUGUCCAAACAACAGCAGCAACAGCAGCAACAAACAGCAGCCAUGUUGUCCUACAACAACACCAAACCGCUGAGUCACUUUAGCGGCAGUGGGGUUGAUCACAUAGGCCAGAGGAUGACUCCACCCAUGGGAGGGAACAAUCAGGUGAAGAACCCCAUGAUGCCUCCUUACAUGGGUGGUGGUGGAGGCGGCGGCCAGGGCGCAGGGCCAGGGCAGACCCAGGGGCCAAUCCCAGGACAGACAGCCCACCUGAGUGAGGAGCAGAAGAGGAUGUUGCUGAUGAAGCAGAAGGUGUUGAAUCAGAACAUGCCCUACAGCACCAUGCAGCCUCAUGGACAGGAGCAAGGUGUGGUGGGAAUGUCACGGCCACCAGGCGCCAUCCCGCCUCCUCACCCUGCUGGUGGCGUGGCCUCAGGGGUGGGACCUAACCAGGGGUCAGGUCCACCUCCAGGAUACGUGGGCAACCAGCAGCAGGCAGCCAUGAUGAAACAGAUGAUGGCGUUGGAGCAAGAGAAGAGGGUGCAAAUGCACAUGAUGGAGCAGCAGAAGCAGCAGCUCUUCAGAGAGCAGAGACAACAGCAGCAGCAGCAGCUACUGGCCGAACAGCUCCAACAGCAGCAGCAUCUCCCCAGACAGAUGGGUCAGGGCCAGAGGAAUCCAUACCCCCAAGUCAAUCAGUACCAAGGUCCCCCUCAAGAUCUGGCAUCCAGGAGCCAGGCUCUCCAGAGCAUUCGGGCUGCACGUCUCUUACAACAGCAGCAGCAGAACCAGCAACAGAUGGUCCAGAUGAGUUCUGUUCAGGGCCAGGGAGGCUCAGUGGGUCCCCAGACUGACAUGGGCUUACCCUAUGGCAACCAGGGUUCCAGCCAGGGUGCCCUGUAUGGGCUCAACCCCUCCAUGAGCCAAAUGAUCCACCAGCAGCAGCACCAGAGCCAAAGUGUCCAAGCCUCGAUGGGUCUUCCACCUCAGCACAACCCUGCCGGAGGGCCGCCCCGGCAAGCAGGUGCAGGUCCUGGGGUUGGAGGUAUGCCCGGAGGCCCCGGAGGCGGUGGAGCUGGAGGGUAUGGAGGACAGGGGAUGUUAAUGAACUCCAUGACCCAGCAACCCCUCAAAGGCCCUCCCAAUGCCAAAGCCCAAGCACAGAGACUGCAAAGCAUGCUGGGAGCAGGAGGAGGAGGUGGAGGAAUGGCAGCGGGUGGCUGGCCGCAGCAGCAAGGACAGAGUCUGCAGGCCAUGGGGGGAGGAGUCGGAAGGACUACAGGGGGAGGGGGAGGAGAAAUGGUGGGUUUCAGCUCCGCCCAGGGUUAUGGGAUGCAGCCCGGUCAACCCCCCCGCAUGGCCAAGCAACACUUUCAGGGCCCAGGCCAGGGGAUGAGCCAGGGAAUGGACCCUAGAGUGGGCAACCCAGCGGCUGGUAUGGGUGGCCCAAUGAUGGGCCCUCACAUGGGCGGUCAGCCAAGGACCAACCAGCCCCGGCCCAUGGUCAUGAACCAGGGGAUGAACCAGGGGGUGAUGGGUCAGGGGAUGACUGGGAUGGCAGGUUUUGGGCCAGGCCCUGGGGGGCCUGGUAUAGGGGCAGGGGGAGGAGGAAGUGGACCCUACGGACCAGGGGGAGUCGGGGUUGGAGGUCAGCCACCGGGCUACCAGAGGACAGCCAAUCAGGACAUGUCAUCCUAUGGUUAUGGGGGCGGGCCCUCAGGGGGAGGAGCUUUCGGAUUGGCCGAUGGCUCAGGGGCAGAGCUGGACUCAAGCGAUGGUUGGAUGGAGGAGUUUUUCCCAAGCCAAUAGCCACCGGGGAAACUGGAGAAGAGUUUUUACUGGAUGAACUAAACAUAAAAGCGGGACAAAAUUUAAAACCUGAGAAAGUAAAAUAAAAAGGAUGACAUGAUGUGGACUGGCAUGUUUUUGUUUUGUAAAACAUGAGCAAGAUUAUAAAUGAGUUCUUGUGUUA